CCUUCGGGGUCUCCGCCGCCAUGAGGCGCCAGGAAGAUUGGUGGGCCCUGGACUGCCGCCACGGCCGCGCCCUCCUAGGAAGCAAGCGCACCGGGGAGCUCCUUGUCUGGGACCUCAUGACCGGUGAAAAGCAGCACCUCCGCCUGCCCCCGGCCUGCGACGAGAACUGGGAUUACAACCACGCGGUUCUCUGCGCGGCCGGCUACCCCCACCACGGCGACUGCCGUUCCUGCCCGUUCCUCGUGGCGGUCGUGUCUAGCCACCAGACUGAUUUCAUCACCUCUGCCCGUGUCUACUCGUCCAAGACCAGCGUCUGGGGUGAGGUCACCUCCAUCGCUACACCGCAUUCAUUAGUUGCUAACAAGCCAACGGCUCUGGUCGGGAACACACUCUACUGGCUGUCUGAUAACUCUGGCAUCAUCAUCAUUGAGCUUGAUUUGGAUAAGCAUAGCUUGGGUUUAAUCGAGGAUGUACCGGACGAUGCGCUCUAUAACUACGAUGGGCAGAUUAUCAUCAUGCCGGUGGAGGAUGGACGGCUUGGUUUUGCUGGAGUUGAUGAUGGAUUAAGUCUCCAUUUGUGGGCACGGGUGGCUAACAUUGACGGGGUGGUAACAUGGACACUUUGCAGGGUCAUUGAUCUUGAAAAUUUUCUUGCGCCGGAAGUGUUGCUGGGGUGUAUAUAUCGAGUGGAGCCAAUUGGCUUUGCUGAAGAUGCUGAUGUCAUCUUCAUCAAUGUGCACCCAAGCACCUAUAUGAUCAAUCUCAAGUCCAUGCACAUCGAGGUGGUGUCAGAGGAAGGGAACUAUUGGAGAAUUCUUCCUUACACAAGUUUUUAUGCUACAGGAGCCACACUUGGUGGUGGAGGUGAUCAAGCUGAACUAUUUAACAGUGGAUGAGAUGAUUGUGUUGUUGCAUCUGUUAGCAUGCUUUGUUGGUUGAAGAGGUACCUAGGUUCUUUGUCUAUUGCCAUGAUGCCCGGUGAUGCUGCAAGUGUCCAGCGUUCAAUGGGACUGUGGACGAACUUCUACAACUCGCCAACGUGAUGUUAGUUAACUAGCAAAUCGUGGCGAAUUAAUCAAGGAAUGUUAUCUUUAGUGAAAACGUUAUCCA
Brachypodium distachyon (stiff brome) is the source of this 1110-nucleotide messenger RNA. RefSeq lists its product as uncharacterized. The record is from RefSeq and is a predicted model, not a curated record. The coding region runs from base 21 to 896 and encodes 291 amino acids. The transcript has 3 exons. Lineage: Eukaryota; Viridiplantae; Streptophyta; Magnoliopsida; Poales; Poaceae.